Messenger RNA from Colletotrichum scovillei, 529 nucleotides. RefSeq lists its product as uncharacterized. The coding region runs from base 170 to 499 and encodes 109 amino acids. The record is from RefSeq and is a predicted model, not a curated record. Lineage: Eukaryota; Fungi; Ascomycota; Sordariomycetes; Glomerellales; Glomerellaceae. The transcript has a single exon.
GAAGCAUCACAGCAGCAUGGACAUUGCAGCUUGUGAGAAACGGGGUUUUCGCAGAGAGUCUAAGAAGGAAAGGAAAAAGUCUACUCGAAAUUGAAGGGGAGUAGAGUUGCGACGAACUCCCAGCUGGGAUUGGUGCGGAAACGCUAAAAACCCACCCAGGCACGCCAGGAUGCGCCACUUACCGCCAGCUUCGGACGAAGUCCAUGCUCCACACAGCUCCGCCGCCACCGUCGCCGCCGCCGCGGCGACCAUGAGUUCCUAUUUGGGCAGUGUCGGCAAGUCGGUCUGUCGGGCGGGUCGCCGGUCCCCGCAUGGACGGCUAUCGGCUUGUCCAUUUGCCCGGCAUCGACGGAGAAAGAGGAGUCUCGGGCUCCGGAGGGUUUGCGGCCUGAGCAUGACGACGUUGUUCCGGACGCAUGACGCUGCGGCGCUCGUGACUCAACCGUCAUUUCGUGUUUCUCGUGUACGCGGGCUCAUCGGGAUGGCUGACGAGAGAUAGGUUUUGCGGACAGGACGAACCUCUGUCUCC